Colletotrichum siamense is the source of this 219-nucleotide messenger RNA. RefSeq lists its product as uncharacterized. The coding region runs from base 1 to 219 and encodes 72 amino acids. NCBI's taxonomy places the organism in Eukaryota, Fungi, Ascomycota, Sordariomycetes, Glomerellales, Glomerellaceae. The transcript is spliced from 2 exons. The record is from RefSeq and is a predicted model, not a curated record.
AUGCUGCCCAAUUCAACAGGCAAGAACUGGCAAGAGAUCCACAGCUCCGAUGUGCCCAAUCCACAACAUCGCAGAGUUAUUGGGGGCAGACAUUUUGUCUCUUAUUUCCAGCUCUAUACCAUAUGGAGACAUCGUGAGCAGGUCCCCGAGCCUCGGACCCCUCUCCGGUCGGGAUUGUACAAGUCCGCCAAUUUUUCAAGCUUCAUGAUUUCUCACUAG